This is a messenger RNA of Boleophthalmus pectinirostris (great blue-spotted mudskipper), 470 nucleotides long. It is a transcript of the gene rps21, whose product is annotated as ribosomal protein S21. Gene Ontology annotation, biological process: endonucleolytic cleavage in ITS1 to separate SSU-rRNA from 5.8S rRNA and LSU-rRNA from tricistronic rRNA transcript (SSU-rRNA, 5.8S rRNA, LSU-rRNA); translation; endonucleolytic cleavage to generate mature 3'-end of SSU-rRNA from (SSU-rRNA, 5.8S rRNA, LSU-rRNA). The record is from RefSeq and is a predicted model, not a curated record. Lineage: Eukaryota; Metazoa; Chordata; Actinopteri; Gobiiformes; Gobiidae. Gene Ontology annotation, cellular component: cytosolic small ribosomal subunit; ribosome. Gene Ontology annotation, molecular function: structural constituent of ribosome. The transcript is spliced from 6 exons. Bases 168 to 419 code for a protein of 83 amino acids.
ACAGGCCUUGUUUCACCAGAAGUGACGUAUGCGGCCUUAAAACCCGCCUUCGGAGGCUGCAGCCCUCGAAUUGGGACACAGCCAUAGUUUCUACUUCCGGGAUCGGUCCUCUCUCUUUCCUGUCUGCCAUUUGUCGAACACGACGGCCCUCUGUCUAAACCACAGACAUGCAGAACGACGCUGGUGAAUUCGUGGACCUUUACGUCCCACGUAAAUGCUCUGCAAGCAACAGAAUCAUUGCAGCUAAAGACCACGCCUCUGUCCAGAUCAACAUCGCUGAGUUGGACAAGACGACCGGUCGCUUCAAUGGCCAAUACCAGACCUACGGCAUCUGUGGUGCCAUCCGCAGAAUGGGAGAGUCUGAUGACUCCCUCUUGAGGCUGGCCAAAAAUGAUGGCAUCAUUGCCAAGAAUUACUGAACAUGUCCUUGGAGCUGUGGAAAUUUGUUAAAUAAAAAAAUACAAAAAACA